AUGCCAACAGGAAAUCUACGACUGUGGGACAUUUCUUCCAACGUUCGACCUCGAUUGGCUACGACACGCAAAAGAUAUAAAGAAUGGCGCCGUGAUACGCACACUGUAUUCCACCACAUAAGUUUUUAUCUUUGUCGUUCUCAUGUUCUUAACUGUCCUCCUCUUCUUCAUUUUUCCUUCAUCUCUUUACUACCUCGUCUUCUAUAUAUUAUUUUACCCUUCCUCUCGUCCUCCAUGUUCAUCUUCCUUCCCAUCCUUCUACUAUUUUUCUUUACACUCGUCCAUUUCUUCUUUCUUUUCAUUUUCUUCCGCCCUUCUUCUUUUUCUCCUCCUCCUCCUCCUCCUUCUCACCCUCCACAUAUCUCUCUUUUCAACUUCACAUUCUUCUGGUUCUUUUUAACCUCACCCACUCUUUAUUUUUCUUCUUCUUUCUCUUGCUCCCCCCAUAUCUUCACCUUCCCAACUUCAUCUUCUUUUCUCCUCCUUUUCUUUCUUUCUUUUCGCCUCCUUCGUCUUUUUAACACUCCCUUUCUUUCUCGUUCUUCAUCACUGAUAUCUAAAUUUCAUUUCUUAACUUUUGUUCUCUUUUCCACGUGUUUCAUUAUUCGAAAUCGUAAAAUCAUACCCUCUCUCUUCAAAUCUCCCUCGCUCCCUUUCUUUCCCUUUCUUCCACUCUCUCCCUCUCUUUCUUUUCUCCUCUCUUUCUUUUCUCCUCUCUCUCCCACCACUUCACCCUCUCUCGCUCUCUCCCUCUUCCUCUCUUUCUUCGUCCAUCUCUCUCACUCUCUAUCUUUCCCUUUCUUCCACUCUUUCCAUCUCUUUCUUUUCUCCUCUCUCCCCCACCACUUCACCCUCUCUCGCUCCCUCUCUCUUCCUCUCUUUCUUCGUCCAUCUCUCUCCCUCUCUCUCUCUUUCCCUUUCUUCCACUCUUUCCGUCUCUUUCUUUUCUCCUCUCUUUCUUUUCUCCUCUCUCUCACAUCACUUCACCCUCUCUCGCUCCCUCUCUCUUCCUCUCUCUUCCUCUCUUUCUUCGUCACUCUCUUUCUUCGUCCCUCUUUCUCUCCCCUACCACCUCUCCCUCUCUCUGUCUCUAAUAAUUUCCCUGAACUCUCAAAAUUCAUGCCCACAUCCUUUGCUCGUUCUUCCCAAUCAACAUUUCCUCAUAUCCACAUUUAA
Molecule: messenger RNA, 1176 nt
Organism: Acanthosepion pharaonis
Lineage: Eukaryota; Metazoa; Mollusca; Cephalopoda; Sepiida; Sepiidae
Source: the annotation of a GenBank genome assembly